Messenger RNA from Suillus paluster, 770 nucleotides. RefSeq lists its product as uncharacterized. The record is from RefSeq and is a predicted model, not a curated record. NCBI's taxonomy places the organism in Eukaryota, Fungi, Basidiomycota, Agaricomycetes, Boletales, Suillaceae. The transcript has 4 exons. Bases 129 to 533 code for a protein of 134 amino acids.
AAUAUAUACUUUUAGUUGACCCUCAAGGUAUACCGUACACAGUCAUCCUUGGUCAGUCUCGACUCCCGUAUCUCAUACUGUGACAAUGAUCCUUCCUGUGUUCCAAUCCCCAGACCACAGAACUGAGAAUGCCAUGUCACCGAAUGGUCGUGGGCUCAAGCUUAGAGCAUUCAAGACGAGGCAGAAAUUUUCCGUCUUACUCUCGGAUCACAUUGUCAACCUGGGGGAGAACCAUUAUCCCGGAUAACGCUACCAUUCACUUGGCGCAUUCCAUUGGCACGAUUCUGGAUGCCGUUAAGGUUGAAACCAACUCGACUACCUUCUUUGACAGACAUCUGAUGGCGGAUGGUCAUAUUCCAGGGCUCUCUUCCUCCUCGGGUCCACGGAGAUCGAACACCGUCGCGUGUGAUAGGCCACCAACGGACGGUUUACUGCAGCUCUCCCUCCGAUUGUCAGUCUUAGAGCAAAAGUUCCUGUGGACAGGCGAUAUACAAGUGGGAGAGGUCCUGAAAGGCACUGAAAUGCGUCACUGAAUCUGUUCUAUUCGUCUCGAUCUCUUGCAGCAUUAUAUAAACCACUACGCAGAUACAUUGCAAGCAUCCAUCGCGGGGCCGGAGGCAGCACAAACGCCGGGUACGCAUACUACAGGUCUUUAUCGUCGACGUCUAACGCACGAGAGUUGAACUGACCACCAAAAGGCGUUGAUUGAAUCUACUCUGGCAGCCCAGAUCCCCAUUGAGGAGGCGAACAUUGGGAUGGUCACAGAUGCA